Ostrea edulis (European flat oyster) is the source of this 1076-nucleotide messenger RNA. RefSeq lists its product as uncharacterized. NCBI's taxonomy places the organism in Eukaryota, Metazoa, Mollusca, Bivalvia, Ostreida, Ostreidae. The record is from RefSeq and is a predicted model, not a curated record. Gene Ontology annotation, molecular function: protein binding. The coding region runs from base 453 to 1076 and encodes 207 amino acids. The transcript has 6 exons.
UUGAGUGCAGAAUAUGUCACCAAUGAACACGGACGACUUCAGAUAAAAUGUGAUGUGGACGGAAACCCGUUAUCUACUAUCACGUGGUUGUUUGUACAAAACAACACUGUUGUAAAGAGAGACUCUGAUGUAAGCAUUAGCUCACUGGAGAUAUCGUCAGCAAACUGCCUAGAUCAUGGGAGUUACAGUGUUACAGCUCAUAAUGGAAAAAGUCCAGCUGCUGUGAGAACAACCCAUGUAACGGUUAGAUGUAAACCCCGACUGCAUUACAUUGAUUCCCAAACUCCGGACAACCUUGCCCUAGGAUACUGCGACUCUCUUAACAUUCUCGUGAAAAUGUUAUUAUACCCACCAGCGAAUCUGAUGAAGUGGACUUUCAUGGGAAAAACAAUUUGAGUAGAGUCAUUCAAAAUAAUACAGAUGGCUACAUAAUUACAGACGCCAAAGGAGAAAUGGAACAAAACAUCACUCUCUACAAAAGUAAUAUCAAUACUAAAGAUUUUGGAGAUUACAUCAUACUAAUUCAGAAUGAUGUUGGUACCUUCUACAAGAGCUAUCGAGUGGACACCGCAACACCACCAGUGACACCUACCAAUGUUACGCUGGACUGUGACAAUCCCCAUUCCAUAAAGCUAUCGUGGAUUUCUAACUUUCAUGGUGGAGACAGUCAGACAUUUAAGAUUUCCUAUUCCACUGAAGGAAAUUUAUCAGCAUUAUUUAAAGAUGUAGAGUACAUCCGUGACGAGGGAUAUAAUAGACUCCACAGUUACACUCCCAGAAUUAAGCUUCAGGGAACAGUGUGGUUUACUAUUACUGCCUCCAACUUGUUUGGAAAAUCUACAUCAGAUGUUCAAUAUUGCACUGUUGCAAAAUUUCCAGAAUUACAAGAGAGCGUAGGGAAUCAGACUGGAGCAGCUGUUGGGAGUGCUGUAGGGAUGGUGACCCUCAUCAUCAUUAUCCUAGUCCUCGUGAUAUUUAUCCGCAGGCGUUAUACAUUCAUAAUAAAAUUGGAGAGAAAAAACACAUGGCUCUUUGCUGAACUGGCAGCCAAUGGAGGGAGCGUAAUACUGGUGUAA